Molecule: messenger RNA, 1248 nt
Organism: Trichomonas vaginalis G3
Lineage: Eukaryota; Parabasalia; Trichomonadida; Trichomonadidae
Exons: 1
Coding region: 1-1248 (415 amino acids)
Source: RefSeq, a predicted model, not a curated record
AUGAGCGUUUAUGAUUCUUUCAUGAAUCAAUCCGAAGAUCCUCUUAUUCGAAAUGAGCAAUAUAUGAGGAUAAUUGAAGAUAAAUUGGAAGAAUUAGCAACUCUUAGAGAAGAUUAUUCCAAAAUUGAAUCCGUUAUUCAACAAUAUAAUCAAGAACUCGAAAAAGUUAAAGAAAAUACUGAAAAACAUGAACAAACAAUAGUCAUUCCGCCAUCAUCUAUAAAAAAUACUGAUGAAACAGAAGAAGAAUCCAUUGCACCAGCAUUAUCACCAAGAAUAGCAGCACUCGCAGUUUCAGAAACUAGUGACGAACAAAAAUAUUACGAUAAUCUUGAAAAAGUACAAGACUUAGCGCUUCAAGUACCUGAAGAAUAUAAAAAACGAGCUCAAAAACUUGUAAACGUAUGUGAAGAAGUAUACAGCACAAGAUUAUAUUUGAAUGAUGUACUUAAUAUCGAAAUACCAGACAAUUUUGAUUUUGAUAGAAUUGGAAUCACAUUUAAACCAAAUAAUGUUCAAUUUAUGGAUGUAGAAAACGAAGUUAUUUACUCAGAACCACCAAAUAAACCAAUACUGGCAAAAAGAAAAGAACUUGGACAAAUAGAAGAAGAUAUUAAAUCACUAAAUCAGCGUAUUUCAGAUAAACGUGCAGAUCUUGAACGAUAUGCAAGAGUUUAUGAUCUAAAUGUUAAGUGUCUUGCAGCAAAAACGAUUUCAUCAACUUUACCUCCAAAUUCAGUUUCAAAUAUAUUAAAAUCCGAAGAAGAAGCAAAGAACUUUGCAAGUAUGAACAAAGCAAAAGCAGAAGAAUUAAAGCUUCAAAUUAAAAGGCUUCAAAAUGAAAUUUCAGAAAAGCAAUUCGAAAAUUCGCAUGAUAUUGUUACAUUAGUUAACAUGAUGAAACAAAGAAAGCUUGAUGAAGCUAAACUUCAGCACAAAUAUAGAUCAUUUUUAAGUGAACUUGCAGCUCUCACACAUUGUAUUGAUUUAGAUUGUGAAAAUAUUAAUGUUAUACAAAGUAAUGUCGAAAAAAUGAAAAAGCAAGUCUCUAAAUUGCAAUAUGAUACACAGUUUUAUACUUGUCCUGCUUAUUUAAGUCAUAUCAAGCUGCGUGAUAUGGAGUUGAAACAACAGCUUCAAAAAGUAAAAUCAACAAAGGAAACGUUACAAUAUAAAGUUUCGAUGACGAAAAGAAAAAUUGAGCUCACGAAUGAGAGAGUUCCAGAUGAUCUCAUGAGCAAUAUCUAA